UCCUUCACCCGUGAGCAAAUUUGAUCCCCGCCGCGGCCGAGCCCAGAAAUAGCCGCACAAUCCGCCCCUUCCAUCGCCGCCGCCGCCGCCGCCGCCGCCGCCACCACCACCGCCGGCCGGCAGCGUCGCUUUCCCCUCUAUUUAUACCCGGCCUCCUCCGCCCGUCUUCCCCAGGCAGGCGCACCUCUAGCCCCUGCCCCCUUUCCCUUUUCCCCCAAUAAAAUCACCCGAUUCCCAAUCCCAGAUUAUUCCUCCCUCCAUACCCAGGGGAAGGAAGGAAAGAAGGAAAGAAGGGGAAGGGAUUGCUACAUAUACGCGCCUGGGAGGAUCAGACGGAAGGCAUCGCGCCGAUUCUUGCCUUCUUUGUUCCCCUGAUCCUUCCUUCCAUCCGGAGUCCGUUGCGUCUUGUCGUCCGGGAGAAGAAAGAGUAGCAGGAUUGGAUUCUUGGUCUCUGUUGUCUCGCACGACAGCAGCAGAGCAACGACAACGGCGUCGUGCACGAAGAAGAUGCGGGCGCUGGAGGACGAGCUCUUCCCGUCGACCCCGGGCAAGGUGAAGAUCGAGCGGGCCGGCGGCGCCAUGAACCGGCAGCUGCACCGCUGCUUCGCGUCCACCAGCACCAUGUUCCUCUGGGCGCUCUUCCUCGUCGCCAUGACCGCCUCCUACCUCAGCUUCCAGUCCUUCGUCGACACCUCCUCCAAGUACUUCCAGGCCUCCUGGGGCGGCCUGCACUGGGAGCGCCAGAUCCGUUCCUCCGCGGCCCCCCGCCGCCCGCCGGGCUCCUCCCCCAACGCCGGCAUCUCCGUCCUCGUCACCGGCGCCGCCGGCUUCGUCGGGGCCCACUGCUCCCUCGCCCUCCGCAAGCGCGGCGACGGCGUCGUCGGCAUCGACAACUUCAACGCCUACUACGACCCGUCCCUCAAAAAGGCCCGCAAGGCCCUCCUCGCCUCCCACGGCGUCUACCUCGUCGACGGCGACAUCAACGACGCGCGCCUCCUCGCCAAGCUCUUCGACGUGGUCCCCUUCACCCACGUCCUCCACCUCGCCGCGCAGGCCGGGGUGCGCUACGCCAUGGAGAACCCGUCCUCCUACGUGCACUCCAACGUGGCCGGCCUCGUCACCCUGCUCGAGGCCUGCAAGAGCGCCGACCCGCAGCCGGCGCUCGUCUGGGCGUCCUCCUCCUCCGUCUACGGCCUCAACGACGCCGUCCCCUUCUCCGAGUCGCACCGCACCGACAGACCCGCGUCGCUCUACGCCGCCACCAAGAAGGCCGGCGAGGAGAUCACGCACUCGUACAACCACAUCUACGGCCUCUCCGUCACCGGCCUCCGCUUCUUCACCGUCUACGGGCCCUGGGGCCGCCCCGACAUGGCAUACUUCUCAUUCACCCGCAACAUCCUGCAGGGGAAGCCCAUCACCGUGUACCGCGGCAAGGACCACGUCGACCUCGCCCGCGACUUCACCUACAUCGACGACAUCGUCAAGGGCUGCCUCGGCUCGCUCGACACCGCCGGCAGGAGCACGGGGUCCGGCGGCAAGAAGCGCGGCCCGGCGCCGUACCGGAUCUUCAACCUCGGCAACACGUCGCCGGUCACCGUGCCGACGCUCGUCGCCAUCCUCGAGAAGCACCUCCGCGUCAAGGCCAGGAAGCACGUCGUCGAGAUGCCGGGGAAUGGGGAUGUCCCGUUCACGCACGCCAACAUCUCCCUCGCCAGGCACCACCUCGGGUACAAGCCCACCACCAACCUCGACGCCGGCCUCAAGAAGUUCGUCAAGUGGUACCUCUCCUACUACGGCUACACCAGGGGAUCAUCCAAGAACUUGUGACCGACCCAGCAAUCCUCCUGCCUGCCUGCUGAUUCUUUGUUUCCUCGUCGGACCGUGCCGAGCUGAUGGAGCAAACAUUUUUAGACAGACUCAGACUCAACUCAAACCCGGAUGGAUGGAUGGAUGGGUGGAUGGAUGGAUCAUCCAACAUUAACAUUCUUGUCCUGAUUGAUUCUUUUGGGGAAUUGUUUUAGGGUGUUCUCCGAUGAAAACAAACUCCGUAUCGAA
Molecule: messenger RNA, 2055 nt
Organism: Lolium perenne
Lineage: Eukaryota; Viridiplantae; Streptophyta; Magnoliopsida; Poales; Poaceae
Product: UDP-glucuronate 4-epimerase 1
Source: RefSeq, a predicted model, not a curated record